This is a messenger RNA of Drosophila bipectinata, 1169 nucleotides long. RefSeq lists its product as uncharacterized. The record is from RefSeq and is a predicted model, not a curated record. Lineage: Eukaryota; Metazoa; Arthropoda; Insecta; Diptera; Drosophilidae.
UGCGGCCGCAGUGAGACCACGACCACUUGUUGCUGCCCUGUGCCCGAACAACCCGUCCCCCAACAACGCACAGUUUGCUACAGACCCCACGAUCCGCCGAAGGAUAAGACAGAGACAGACUCACCAAUGGAAAAGGACAAGAAAACUAAAGAAAAAAAAAAUAAAGAUAAAAAAGAUAAGAAAGACAAAAGUGGUAAGAAAAAGUGUGUGCUGAUGUGAAAAACAUUGGAGGAGGGAAAGUCCCUUUGGAAUACCUGUCAGGAUUGUUAAGUCGGCUUUGACUGCCGGUAGCUGACCUGUGUGGGAAACUAAAUUUUCUGCCAAUUUUAUUUGGAAAAUGUCGUCUCCUUGUGGCAAGUGCAACACGUGUCCAUGCGGCACCAGCGGUGCUGCACCGCCACCCCAACCGCCGCCCCACCGUCCGCCCCCCGCCUAUGUCCAAGGUCAGCAGGUGGAGUGUUCCAAUGGCCAAUGUGCUUACCCGCAGGCGCAGCAGCAGCCGCACCACCAGCAGCAGGCCGCUCCGUGCUCGGAAUCUCAGGGCGCGGCCCAAGGUGAGAACUUAGCCGCUUGCCAGAUCAGUAGCUCCACGCAACAACAUAGGACUCCGCACGUGGAUUGUACAUGUACCAGCAACAGGACUCGACCGGUUCCGUCGGGACCUCAGGGACCUCAGGCGGACUAUGUAACGUGCAGCCGAGCACCCAAGGAUCAUACGGUGCCCUUUGUGGAAACUCGCUGCACCUGUCGUGAGAAAACGCCAAAAAUCGAGUGUCACUGUUCUCCGGCCCAGCCAACCCAACAGGCACCUCAAAGUCAUUACCAGCCCACCUAUGCGCAUGUUCCCUGCGGCAGUGGGAGCAAUCCCGGGGGUGGACGUUCCGGUCCUCAUGCAUACCGCACACGAGCACCCAGUUGCGGACACUGCCGGGCUAGUAGAAAGAAGAAGUGCAUCAUCCAGUAGGAUCUCCGGAAAAUCAAGGUAUCUGGUUAAAUCCUAGCAGGCGCUACCGAGCAGAUACACACCCACACACACACACUGAUUGGUAAACACACAGCCAGGAUGACAGUUCUCCUAAAUUUUGGUUCGUCAAAAUUUUCAGUAAGCUUUAUGAUUUGACCUAAUUCCAUUUCUCGACAAUAAACCCAAUGUGAUUCCUAAUGGGCAA